CUACUUUUGUUUGGAAAAAUUGAAAUCGCAGCUGCUAGACGAGAAAAAAACUGAAAAUUGAUUGAAAAUUAAAGGAUUUUUGUAGUUUUUAGAAGAAAAUUGUAACGAAUUGAUCUCACAUCACAAUGACUGAAGCACCAAAGAAAAAUUGCAUCAAAGCUGUUGCUCGCAAAAAGAGCGGACCCAAAUUCGAGUUGACUGAGGAGCAAAAAAAUGAUGUUCAAGAAGCCUUUCAGAUUUUUGACACCGAAGGAAAGGGAUUCAUCGACAUCAAAGACUUAAAAGUUGCAAUUCGCGCCUUAGGUUUCGAGCCAAAAAAGGAAGAAAUUAAAAAGAUGGCAGCUGAAAUCGACAAAGACGGUGCCUCAAAGCUCUCCUUCGAAGACUUUUUGGGUCUCAUGACAUCUAAAAUCGCCGAAAAAGACGCCAAAGAGGAAAUUCUCAAGGCAUUCCGUUUGUUCGACGAUGACCAAACCGGAGCAAUUUCCUUCAAAAAUCUCAAACGAGUCGCAAAGGAGCUUGGCGAGAACUUAACUGAUGAGGAGUUAUCGGAAAUGAUCUCUGAAGCGGAUCGAGAUGGCGACGGCGAAAUAAAUCAAGAUGAAUUUUUGCGAAUUAUGAAGAAGACGAGCUUGUAUUAACUUUCAAACGUCAUUCCAGUAUUAAUUUUUAAUUUAUUUUUUAAGAAAAAUUCCCGUGCAAGCACAAAAAAAUUAUUUUAGAAAAAAAUCUCACCUGAAAAAAAUUUAAAAUUAUGAAAAAAUUCAAUUUUUUGUAAAAAAUCAUAAAAAUAAAGUAUAGAUGACCAUAUAAUAAUAUAUAUUUAUUAAAUUUGUGAGGA
Messenger RNA from Culicoides brevitarsis, 841 nucleotides. RefSeq lists its product as uncharacterized. NCBI's taxonomy places the organism in Eukaryota, Metazoa, Arthropoda, Insecta, Diptera, Ceratopogonidae. Gene Ontology annotation, molecular function: calcium ion binding. The coding region runs from base 126 to 641 and encodes 171 amino acids. The record is from RefSeq and is a predicted model, not a curated record. Gene Ontology annotation, biological process: centriole replication; mitotic cell cycle. Gene Ontology annotation, cellular component: centriole; centrosome. The transcript is spliced from 4 exons.